This is a messenger RNA of Ichthyophthirius multifiliis, 1482 nucleotides long. RefSeq lists its product as hypothetical. Gene Ontology annotation, biological process: lipid biosynthetic process. The transcript has 4 exons. NCBI's taxonomy places the organism in Eukaryota, Ciliophora, Oligohymenophorea, Hymenostomatida. The record is from RefSeq and is a predicted model, not a curated record. Gene Ontology annotation, molecular function: FAD binding; alkylglycerone-phosphate synthase activity.
AUGGACGGAAUAAGAAAUGUAAAUGAAGUUUAAUUCGAUGAAAAUUUAAGAAUACAUCAUUCUCACGGACAUUCUUUAUAGGAUAUAUUCGCUUUAAGGCACGGUAGUUUUUAGAGGAUUGUAGAUGUUAUAGUGUAUAUAAGUAGUCAUUAAGAAGCCGAGCUUUUAAUUGAAAAAGCAAAUUAAUAUGAUGUAGUACUUAUGCCAUAUGGAGGUGGAACUAAUGUAACUCAAGCAUUAUUACCAUUAAAAGAUGAAAAAAGAAUGAUUGCUUCAGUAGAUAUGACUAGAAUGAACCAUGUAAAAUGGGUUGACAGAAAAAAUAUGAUGGCAUGUGUAGAAGCAGGUAUUUUAGGAUAAGACUUAGAAAGAGAAUUAAAGAAAUAUGAUGUAUGCUGUGGACAUGAACCUGAUUCUCAUGAGUUUUCUACUUUGGGUGGUUGGAUAUCUACAAGAGCAUCAGGAAUGAAGAAAAAUAAAUACGGAAAUAUAGAUGAUAUUGUCCUUAAUAUAAAAAUAGCGACAAGUGUAGGAACUUUCGAAAAAAAAUAAAACGCUCCAAGAGUAAGUAGUGGACCCGAUUUAAAUUAAUUUAUAUUAGGUUCAGAAGGGACUUUAGGAAUAAUUACUGAGGCAAUUAUUAAGGUUAAAAAUUUACCAGAAAUGGUAGUUUAUGAUUCUAUUAUUUUCCAUAAUUUUGAAAGCGGAACUUAGUUUAUGUAUGAGUGUGCUUAAGAAAAAUAAUGGCCUGCUAGUUGUAGAUUAGUUGAUAAUCAAUAGUUUAAAUUUGGGAUGGCAUUGAAAACUGAAGUUAAGAGUAAAACUUAGGAAAUUAUUGAUAAGGCUAAGAAGUAUUUUGUAACUGAAAUUUUGAAGUUUAAUCCAGAUAAAAUGUGCCUGUGUACUAUUGUUUAUGAAGGAAAUUAAAAUGAAGUUUAGACUUAGUAGAAAGUUGUCAAAUAAUUGUAUAAAAAAUAUAAGGGAUUUAGAGCAGGUGCUGAAAAUGGUUAAAGAGGAUAUUUUUUAACUUAUGUUAUUGCUUAUUUAAGAGAUUUUGCAUUUGAAUAUGGAUUCGUAGCAGAGUCUUUUGAAACAUCUGUUCAAUGGAAAAAUGUAAAUUCUUUAUGUGCAAAUGUAGGAAAUAGGAUAGUAUAAGAAUGCAAGAAAUAAGGAAUAAAAAGAGAACCUUUUGUAUCUAUGAGAGUUACUUAAUUAUAUGAUACUGGAGCAGCUAUAUAUAUUUAUUUUGGGUUUAUUUAUUUAGGAUUGGAAAAUCCAGUUUAAGCUUAUGCAGCUGUAGAAGAUGCAGCUAGGGAAGAAAUUAUGAAAAACGGAGGAUGCAUUUCUCAUCACCAUGGUGUUGGAAAAUUAAGAAAACAAUUCAUGAAAAAUAGUAUAGGCGAAUUAGGUAUAAAUAUGAUAAAAUCAGUUAAAUAAUAAAUGGAUCCUAAAAAUAUUUUCGCAAAUGGAAAUUUAUAUUGA